Messenger RNA from Ruditapes philippinarum (Manila clam), 2230 nucleotides. Its product is annotated as tripartite motif-containing protein 3-like. Gene Ontology annotation, molecular function: protein binding; translation repressor activity; ubiquitin protein ligase activity. Lineage: Eukaryota; Metazoa; Mollusca; Bivalvia; Venerida; Veneridae. Gene Ontology annotation, biological process: protein polyubiquitination; proteasome-mediated ubiquitin-dependent protein catabolic process; negative regulation of translation. The coding region runs from base 201 to 1385 and encodes 394 amino acids. The record is from RefSeq and is a predicted model, not a curated record. The transcript is spliced from 5 exons.
GCUUAAGCGGGUUGUUAUUUAUGAAUAAUUAUUAUCGAACGGUUUAACUUGUUUAAUUUGCUGAAAAUUCUUGAAUAAGAAUUUUGGAUAUUGAGAUUUGAAUGGAUUAUUGACAAGUUUAGGAUAUUUUAACACAGUUUAGAAGAACCCAUAGUUGCUAGAGCUAGUUUCCGUAGAAACGUAAAUCACAACCAACAGUUAUGGUGGACUUCCAAUCGCAUUUCCGUAUGUACGGACACGGGUAUACGAGCCCAGAUCUGAGGGCACCCGUCUCCAAAAGAAGAGAAGAAAAUCACCACUUGGCGCAAAUACUCUUUCAUCGUCGACCUACAGUGACGGUUUGGGAGCUCCCGUCACACGACUGUCGAAUAAACAUGAUAAAAGACCACGAGGGUAGAAACGACUGGGAGGCGUGGCUUCUGUCACAUGGUCUAUCCGCCACGUGCCGCAGUGUUGAUGACAUGCACUACAAAGAAAUCGUUGAUCCGUUAGAACGAAAACCAGAUAAGCUGUUAACUACAGUUGGUCUUCGUGGAACUUUGGACGGUGACUUUGUAUAUCCUCGUGGAUUAACUGUUACAGCCGAUGGUUACAUCAUUGUCGCUGACUCGGGAAAUAACAGGAUACAAGUUAUAAGUAAUUUCGGUGUUUUUAUGAAAAAGUUCGGUAAGAAAGGCAAGAAAGAAGGUGAAUUUGAUGAACCAACUGGUGUUACCGAGUUGCCAAAUGGUGAUAUUGCCGUUGCUGAUAAAAACAACAAACGGGUCCAAGUGUUUUCAGAAUCAUACGAGUUUAAAUAUCAAUUUCCAACCUCGAACAAGCCGUACUGCAUUGCAAGUGACAGGAACUUUAAUAUAGUAGUGUCUACAGUUGACAGAGGUGUGGAAGUGUACAGAAGAACGGGUAAAUUGUUACACAAGUUUCGACUAGCUGGACGAUCUAGAGGUCCAAGUGGACUUCCUAUCUGUGUAAACGAAAAGGAAGAGGUGAUUGUUUGCGAUCCUCUCGAAUGUUUGAUAAAAAUGUUCACGUAUUCUGGAAAAUUGCUUUACAAGUUUCAGCCGACGUCAAACAAAGAAGGCUUAUCAGUUAUUCCCAGCGGUAUAACAAUCACACCUCUUGAUCAGAUUGUUGUUGCUGACACUCUGAAUCAUACCGUGAACUUAUAUACUGAACGUGGUGUCCUUUUGAAGGAAUUACUGUGUCCGACAGACGACACGGGCUGUAUUCAGGCAUGCGCUCUCGGACCGGAAGGACAUCUCAUAACUUCCGAAUACAGCAUAUUAGGACAGCAUUGUAUCAAAAUAUUCCGGUACCGACCGUGCACGUGUCACGCAACAAGACCUGGCUCCAGCAAAAGACGAACACCAACAACUCUAGUAUGACAGUAUAACAUUAGGACAAUACCAGAAUUGCAUUUUAUCACUGCUUUUUUUACUCUAAAUUGGUCAAAAACACUGAUAAGAUCUUAAGUUUAUCAAAGACGCCCGUGCUAUCCAAAAAAAGCUUAAAUAUACACAAAUAUACACUUAAUAUUUAAUGAAUUUGUACUAUGAACACUCCCCGUUUUUAAUGUGUAAUUGUACAGUGUUAUUUUAAGAGAUUUCAAUGUUUAAAAGCUUAAAAUUAACAGUCAACAGUUAAGUGCAUUGUAACCAAGUACAGACUAGGCUGACUUUAUAUCGAGGUCUUUUCGCAUGCACUCAAAAAAAAAGCAAAGGUACUUGACAAACUUCAUAGCAAUAUUACACUUUCAAAUGUUUGAUCCCAGUGAAGAUUCAAAGAAAUCCAAGUUAUAACUGUAAACAUGCAUUGAUAUAGAAAAUUUUGAACAUGAAAUUAUUACUCAAGUACAUGUACAUGUCUUUAUAGAAAGGCGGUCACCCGCAUUGCCAACUUGGUGUCAUUUAUGAUUUUUAAUUUUGUUAUUCUUUUAGUAAUAUAUACAUGUAUACGAUUAUUAUUGAAUUUAAGCAUGUAACGUGUGCAAAAACAUACCUCUUUUUGUAUAUAUUUCAUUUGACUACAGCUAAAUAUUUAUAUUGCAAUAUUUAGUCAUACUUAGUUUAUUUUUAUUACAAGAACAAUAAUAUUGAAUUACUUAAUAACUAAAUUUUCUGAAAAAAAAAACAAUAAUGGUGCUAUUGAGCACAUAAAAAACGUUAAACAUAGUAUUUAGACUCCUAGCAUUUGUAGAAUUGUGUUUUUAAUUGUGCUUUACAGUAUUAUA